AUGUUUGAAAACCUCUGCACCCUCCCGCUCUCCUCAGAGCUCUUCACCCAAGCUCUGCAUCCCAAUGAACCAAUCCUUGCCGUCGGACUAUCUGGCGGGCACGUACAGUCGUUCCGGCUUCCAGCUGUAGCUUCCGGUAGCGACGACGAAGAUGGCAACGCCAGCGUCCUGUCAACCGGCACAAGCACUAUAGACACCGAAUGGCGGACCAGAAGACACAAGGGUAGCUGCAGAACACUGGCAUUCAGUCACGAUGGCGAAAUCCUCUACUCAGCUGGCACCGAUGGCCUUCUGAAAGCUGCCUCUUCUUCUACCGGCCAAGUUGUCGCAAAAGUCGCCAUUCCCCUCGAUCGUUCCACGGACUCUGCAGAUCCUCCCACAUUGUUACAUGCACUCUCACCACAGACAUUGCUUCUCGCAACCGAUUCCGCAGCUCUACAUCUCUAUGAUUUACGCACACCGUCAAGCUUUACCAAAGGAAGACCGAGUCAGACCCAUCGUCCGCAUGAGGAUUACAUCUCUUCUUUAACACCACUGGCGCCUACGGAAGCUAGUACAAGUGGGUUCAGCAAGCAAUGGGUUACGACUGGUGGUACAACGCUCGCGGUUACAGAUUUGAGGAGAGGGGUUUUGGUAAAAAGCGAGGAUCAGGAAGAGGAGCUGCUGUGUAGUGUUUUCGUCGGGGGUCUACCGUCCAAGCCGGGUCGGAGCAAGGGCGAGAAGGUGCUGGUUGGGAGCUCGAAUGGGGUCCUGACGCUCUGGGAGAGGGGCGUUUGGGAUGAUCAGGACGAGAGAAUUAUUGUUGAUGGUGGAAGAGGUGGGGGUGACAGCUUGGAUGCUCUGGCUGUCAUGCCAGAAGGUGUUGGUGAUGGAAUGAAAAAUGUUGUUGUAGGGCUUGGGGAUGGUACGGUUAGGAUCGUGCAAUUGGGGAAGAAUAAAGUCAUGGGUGAUCCAUUGCGACACGACGAGGUUGAGGCUGUGGUUGGAGUGGGAUUUGAUGUUUACGGCCGACUUAUUAGUGGAGGUGGAUCGAUUGUGAAGGUGUGGGAACAGAAGAUGAAUCUGGAUGAGGAGGAGGAAGAAGAAUCCGACGAAGAGGAGUCUGGUGCGCAGAAGAGGCCUAUUGAGAGCAGUGACAGCGACGACAGCGAUAAUGGGGGUGGUGCAGAUAGCAGUGACGAUGAGCAAAGCGGCCGAAAACAACGAAAGAAGCGGCGGAAGGCAAAGAAGGGAAAGAACGUGGGCAAUGGGAUCCUGAAGUUUAAGGGAUUGGAGUAG
Lachnellula hyalina is the source of this 1278-nucleotide messenger RNA. It is a transcript of the gene jip5, whose product is annotated as WD repeat-containing protein. Gene Ontology annotation, molecular function: protein binding. The record is from RefSeq and is a predicted model, not a curated record. Bases 1 to 1278 code for a protein of 425 amino acids. Lineage: Eukaryota; Fungi; Ascomycota; Leotiomycetes; Helotiales; Lachnaceae. The transcript has 2 exons.